AUGGAUGAGGUGAAGCCAUUACUGCUCCUGAAACCAAAGGCGUACGCCCGCCGUUGGUGGGUUCUUAUGUACGUCAGCCUGGUGAUGGUAUUCAUCGUACUCAGUUGGAAUACAUGGGGCCCUAUCAGUCAGUCAGUAGAGUAUGGUUUUGGCUGGGACAAUUCCAUUAUAGCAGAUAUCCUCACGGUUGGACGAAUAGGGGCUUUUUGUAGUAUCAUUCCAUUAAGUUACCUGGCAGAUAUGAAAGGGAUCCGUUAUGCUAUGAUUACAAGCACGACUAUGGUACUCGCUGGAUAUGGAUUUCGUUGCGCCAUAAAUCAAUCAACUUCAACGUGGCCAGCAUUGUUAGGGCAGAUAUUUGUCGGUAGUGGGAUGGGGAUUGCAUACAGUGGUCCAGUCGCCAUGUCAGCAGCGUGGUUUCCACCAAAAGAACGUGCCACGGCCACAUCUAUUACCGUUAUGUGUACAUAUUUUGGAUAUGGGAUGGCCUACAUUAUCCAUCCACUACUUGUAUCAACACCCGUAUUUGGUGAGGAUGUCUCCUCUUACUGGAAUACUAACCAAACGGAGCGCAUUAACUAUACCGAUCACAAUCUUAGUACCGCUGCCACCCUGACCAAUGGUAGCUCUGGUAAAAUUGUACUGAACAAAGACAAGAUUCAAGAAGAAACAAUGACAAUGACGUACAUAGAGACGGUGAUUGCAGCAGUUCUCGUGGUAGUUGGAGUAACUCUGCUUCCGAACGUUCCACCCUCACCUCCUUCCUAUAGUGCAAACGCAGUUAAGAUGGGAUAUACCAGAGUAUUUUUACACGUCAAAAGAAAGAAGCUGGAUGGCUUGGAUUUUCUAGUCUCAUAG
Ylistrum balloti is the source of this 858-nucleotide messenger RNA. RefSeq names its product solute carrier family 49 member 4 homolog. Gene Ontology annotation, cellular component: intracellular membrane-bounded organelle; membrane. The record is from RefSeq and is a predicted model, not a curated record. Gene Ontology annotation, molecular function: transmembrane transporter activity. Lineage: Eukaryota; Metazoa; Mollusca; Bivalvia; Pectinida; Pectinidae. Bases 1 to 858 code for a protein of 285 amino acids. The transcript is spliced from 8 exons. Gene Ontology annotation, biological process: transmembrane transport.